AUGAACAUGGCAGACCACCACCGCGGAAGACCAGUCUUGGUCUCUGACCCAUCUAGAUCCAGCUCGGCCAUCUCUCUGCCACGGUAUAGGUCUUCUGAAACGACUCAGAGGGCAGAGUAUCAUCUCGAAACAGGCAGUGACCCUUCAGUUAAUCUCAUGCCCAAGCCUACGCCGGAAGUCACAACGACCGCAACCUCUUCAGUGGCCGCACGGAAUGCUAGAAGGCCAACAUCUGCUUCGGCAAUCUACCAGCUCUGCUUAGAUAUUCUUCUCACUAUUCCGUCAAUAUGCUUCUUGAUCUACGCGUUCAUGGUAUACAGCAACAACGGCAAGUCGAUAGAUCAGGAUCCUGUACCCGAUCUAGAAACAGCUGCCAAAUACAGUCCAACGAUAUUUCCAAUCGCGUUUGCCGCCGUAAUAGCAAAUCUUCUCAAGGCUACAGCAGCUUGGAAGCUAGAACGGGGCAUUUCCGUCCUCAGCUUGGAAUAUCUCCUCAGCAGUCGUACAGUUUUCAGCACAUUGACAGCCCCCUUUAUUCUACGCACUGUCAACCUUCUUACACCUUUUCUUAUCGUGCUGUGGGCUCUCUCACCUCUUGGUGGUCAAGCAGGCUUGCGCGUGAUGGAUGUGGUACCUUCACAGGCCACAGAGUCGUGGCCAUAUCAAUAUCUUGAGGUCAUGUCACCUUUGUCCCAUCAGGGGUCAUUCUCUCAGUCCGGCAUGAAAGCACUUCCUCCAAUCUUGAGUGCGUUUGUUGGUACGCUGUCGAGCCCGAAAGCAAUCAAAGCGUCUCCACGAGACCUUUUCGGCAACAUCAAGAUCCCGCUGGUCGAGGCUUACCAAAUGACUGGUAAAGAACCAGACCUUGAGGGUUGGUUCAAGGUAAACCAGACUUCCGGUAGCAAUAGCACCGUUUGGUCGUCUGUGGCAGGUGUUCCUGCCACUUGUUUGGGCGGCCUUUCUGAGGGAGCAAACUUCACGUACACGAUGGAAACUUCGUACAUGUACACGAACUGUUCUGUCGGUCAGGUUGCGACGGAAAACCCUUAUACCCUAUUUGAGGAUUACUUGAAAAACAAUACGGGUGGUUAUGACAAUGGCCAUUCGCUCGUCAUCAGGCCAACUAAGAAGAGCCGCACCGAUAUGAAUAUCGCAACACCAGCAGAAUGGACAUUUACAUCAUACACUGCCUUUGGCAUAACCAACGCAACAUGCAAGCUUACAACGACGCAUGUAGAGUUGGAUAUUGCUUGCAGAGGGGCAACCUGUAGUGCAGUUCGGGCGCGACCCUUGCAAAAGGCAAAGAAUAUGACAGUUCUCACCGUCUUGGACAACAUCAGACCGUCCAACGUGCCAGCUGCUAAUCCGAAACUACGGGCGGGCGUGGUCAAUGCUUUCCUAUCAACCUUCAUCAAAGGGCUCAACACGCCAUGGGACGAGGAAGGAAAUUGGCAGAUGCAGCCGUAUUCCUCGCCAAUCGAAUACUUCUUCACGCACCCAGAUACACCAUUUUCAGCAACUAUAGACCCCAAUAGAGAGACUGAAGUACUUCCAGGGUGGCGAGGAGAAGAAAUUUACCCUAUAGGGGAUGUUCUCUUCUCGGAGAGAUUCUCACAACUACUAAAUACCUUCUGGCUUUCCUCGAUAGCGCCCGAGAACAUUACGGGAAACUUCAACUUUGGGGCACCUGAUUACACGCUUGCUUACGAAACCGCUCUAAAUUUUAUCCGUCAGAACGUCACGGGAACAAGGACUCCCGAUGUACUUGUGAUGCAAGUCAACAAGUCUUGGUUGGCUGUGUUGUUUAUUGCCUCUGUUGUAAUGCUUGCGUCAGGCAUCGCAGCAAGCGUUCUGAAUCUUUUUAGGCGAGGUCCUGACAUCUUGGAUCAUCCUACUGGCUUGUUGAGGGACAAUCCACACGUACACAUGGUGCAAUCUACUUCAAUGGAGGAUGCAACUGAACAAAUCAGAAGGAACGGCGGCGUUCGGGUAUGCCUCGGUGAUAUCAAAUCUCACGAGGAUACAGGCUAUCUAGUGGUAGGAUGUAGCGGAGACGUGGCACCUUUAGGACUGCAGCGAAAAGAACGUCGUUUCGAGUAA
This is a messenger RNA of Colletotrichum truncatum, 2100 nucleotides long. RefSeq lists its product as uncharacterized. The record is from RefSeq and is a predicted model, not a curated record. NCBI's taxonomy places the organism in Eukaryota, Fungi, Ascomycota, Sordariomycetes, Glomerellales, Glomerellaceae.